Messenger RNA from Plasmodium fragile, 534 nucleotides. RefSeq lists its product as uncharacterized. Gene Ontology annotation, cellular component: membrane; Golgi apparatus. NCBI's taxonomy places the organism in Eukaryota, Apicomplexa, Aconoidasida, Haemosporida, Plasmodiidae. The coding region runs from base 1 to 534 and encodes 177 amino acids. The transcript is spliced from 7 exons. The record is from RefSeq and is a predicted model, not a curated record. Gene Ontology annotation, biological process: phosphatidylinositol biosynthetic process. Gene Ontology annotation, molecular function: CDP-diacylglycerol-inositol 3-phosphatidyltransferase activity.
AUGGAAAAUAAAAAUGUGUAUUUGUACAUACCGAAUAUCAUUGGCUACAUCCGAGUGAUACUGGCUCUGUGGGGGUUCAUGAUAUGUCGGAAGAACCUAAUUCUGUUUGCCGUUCUUUACACAGCGAGCCAAAUACUAGAUGCCUGCGAUGGGUGGACGGCGAGAAAAUUUAAUCAAACCUCCAUCUUCGGCCAAAUAUUAGAUCAAAUCACCGACAGAUUGUCGACAACCCUGCUCUACUUACUCAAUGGAAACGUCUACGAGGAGUAUAUUAUUCCGAUAGGACUAAUCAUGAUUGCCGACAUAGCAGGGCACUACUUUCACUCAUCAUCAUGCGCCAUAGCGGGAAAUAAAACACACAAGAAAAUCGAGAAGGGAAACCGGUUGCUCAAGCUGUACUACGAGAGGCCAGUGGUCAUGGUUAUUUGCAUCAUCGCGUACGAGUCCUUCUGGUUUGCGGCCUAUGCGUUUAAGAUCACGCCCCCACGUGACAUCAUCAACAUAAUAGGUAAGUUAAAAAAGAGGAAAAGAUAA